GCGAGUUCCGGCUGGAGGUGGCGGCGGCGGCGGCGGCGGCGGUCCGCGGCUGUCGGCAGGUCGCCGGGUGGUGGCUUCCCCAGGGCAGAGAUGGACCCUCUAUCUCCUGGAUCUGAUUGUUUGUGGUCAUCCAUUUAUCUUUAAGCAAAUUCCUUGAGGGCCUCUGAGACUCAGUCUUUCCCCCUCUCUCUCAGUCCCAUUGAGUUAGAGCCCUCGUCCUGCAGAGCUGGAGAGGGAUGACGUUUGCCGAGGAGAAGACUUUCGAGUAUAUCCGCCGCAAUUACCGCAGAUUUCACCAUAUUCCUGUUCUGGAGAUUCUGCCUUACUUGUCUUGCCUCACAACCAGUGACCAGGACCUACUGCGGGCCCACCUCGAACUCAAGGGGAACCGGAACACCAUUUGGGAUCUCUUCAACAGCCUUCAGCGACGCAGCGGCUGGGUGGAGUCCCUCAUCUGGGCACUGAGGGCCUGUGAGCUGGCUGCUCUUGCUGACGAAGUGGACCGCGUCUAUCAGAGCAACCUGCCCUUGAACCAGAGACGGCCCCCAGCCCCACCGGAGCCGCCGUCGGUUCCUGCUGAGACACCAGGGCCCUCCACACCCGCUGUGGCCCCCAGUGCCUCUCACAAUAGCUACAGAGACGAGCCAAGUUACCCCAUGCCUGUCCAGGACACCCAGUCGCCAGCGUCCCCGGGAGAGAAUUCGAAGAAGCCCCCGCAGACAGCCAGCUCUGGGGCUGACCUGAGGAGGCCCACUGGCCCCCAGGAGCCCUCCUCUGACAUGGCGUCCCUCAGCCCUCUGACAUCCAGUGGGCCUCAGGAGCAGGACAUAGAACUGGGCAGUGCCCACGUAACAGACAUGGUCUCCAGCAUGACAUCAUCCCAUGGGCCUGUCUCUCCAACUGCCUCCUUCCAGCCCCUGGCCCGUUCUACCCCCAGGGCAAGCCGCUUGCCUGGACCCCCAGUGUCAGCUCCGUCUACUGGCACCUUCUCCUCCUCUGCAAAGGGUGCUGGUGACCAGGCUGAAACUACCGCCUGCUCCAGUGGAGUAGCGGUACCCACCAACUCUGUGACCACCAGCACAGCACCUUCCAAGGUGCCCCGCCACUCAGCACUUACCAGCACAGUGCCUUCCAAGGUGCCCGCCAGCUCAAACACCCCUGGUAUAAUGUCCUCUAAUGUGCCCACCAGUCUAGCACCUUCCAAGUUGCCUAUCAGUUCAACACCUGCUGGCACAGUGUCACCCAAGGUACCUACUGUCUUGGUGCCUGACCACAGGAUGCCCACGAGCUCGGUGUCCAGCAAGGUGCCUGCCAACACAGCACCCACCAUCAGGAGUAGCGUCAGACCCUCGGAGGAGACGCCAGUGUCUCCAGCGCCCACAAGUGCCACUGCUAGAGGCAGCUCACCUUAUGCAGACAGCAGCUCCAGCAGCUGGGGCUCAGGGCCAGAGCUGAGCAAGCCAGGCGGGCUAUCUUCCCAGAUAGACAGCCAGCCAUUCUCCGGAUGCUCUGCGGACCUUGCCAUCAGCAACAACACGGAGCCAGGACCUGACAACACCCCGGAGGAGAACGAGUACAUGUCAGGGGACAUCCUUAGGGUCAUCCAUGUCGCUGAGGGUCCCAGUGCUGACCUCCUGGCAGGCAAUCCCGGGCUGCACGCUGCCACCCAGCUCAUGGAAGAGAAGGAAUUGCCUUGUGAUGGGAAGGCUCCGAGGGCUCCAUGGCUUGGGAUGGCUGCUGUCGGGGCGCUCCUGGCCACGGUCCUCGGAGUUGUGCUGUACCGGCGGCGCCUGCACCAAUGAAGCCCUCUGCCCUUCCCACCAUGCAUCUGCUCUGUUCUCAUUUAUACAUCUUCCUGAGGCAUGCAGCCAGUCCCACCCUCCUUGUCCCUUCCUUGGGUCUGGCAGAGGCUGGGUCAGAGGGGGCUGCAGCCCUGCGGGGAGGCUGUGCCAUUGCUGACUGAAGCCUGGGAGGCAGCAUUUCUGUCCAGCUGGUGCAUUCGGCAGCGUCCUCACCAUCCUUGGCUUUCUGGGCUCUGGGCUGUCCUGUGCCCUCCAGAUCUGCUGCCCAGCAAUCUGGGUUGUCGCCCUUGUCCUCGGGAGGAGGUCCCUCCGUCCAGGCCUUAUCUAUGUUUGCCAUGGAUCAGGAGGCACUGCUGAAGAGUGCAAAUCGUUAGCCGACCCUAACCCCCAUCCUGCCCUGGUCCCUGGCAGCUGACGGGUGUCCAGGGAGGGGGAUCCACAGGACCUCCCUCCUGAGGCCAUGGCCCUUGAGAGCCAUGAGAGAACACUGGAGCUGCUUCUUAUCCCCUGUCCCUUGUGUUCUCUGCCCAUGCCAGGCAAGGGUGGGAGGAGCCCAGAGGCCCUAUAGACCCCUGGGAAAGCCCCUUUCCAGUCUUCUCACCCCCUUCUCCGCUUCCCCUUCCUCCUGAUCC
Eptesicus fuscus (big brown bat) is the source of this 2434-nucleotide messenger RNA. RefSeq names its product mitochondrial antiviral signaling protein (gene MAVS). Bases 237 to 1802 code for a protein of 521 amino acids. The transcript has 8 exons. NCBI's taxonomy places the organism in Eukaryota, Metazoa, Chordata, Mammalia, Chiroptera, Vespertilionidae. The record is from RefSeq and is a predicted model, not a curated record.